Messenger RNA from Truncatella angustata, 3010 nucleotides. Its product is annotated as RNA polymerase I-specific transcription initiation factor RRN3. Gene Ontology annotation, cellular component: nucleus. The record is from RefSeq and is a predicted model, not a curated record. Gene Ontology annotation, biological process: transcription initiation at RNA polymerase I promoter. Gene Ontology annotation, molecular function: RNA polymerase I core binding; RNA polymerase I general transcription initiation factor activity. The transcript has a single exon. NCBI's taxonomy places the organism in Eukaryota, Fungi, Ascomycota, Sordariomycetes, Amphisphaeriales, Sporocadaceae. Bases 425 to 2518 code for a protein of 697 amino acids.
UACGUUCCUACUACCUCUGUCUCCUACGUCAACUAACCUAGUUACAUAAGUUAAUUACUUAGUUACGUAGUUAGGAGGUAUCUUGCUUGUUAGCGACCGCCUAAACUAAACAGUCCGCUUAUCGAAAAUCAAAAUUUUGGAGAGACACUCGAAUUCUCAAUGCCUUCAAUUCGCCUUGGCUGCAUUCGAUCAAUUUAUUCUCAUCUCCCCCACGACAAGACCACGCACAUUCUUCCAGGGCCCUUGUAUUCGAUCUGACAAUUAUGUCCCACGAUCUGUUACCUCUACUUCCUGCGACUUGUCGAAAAUAAGACAAUAAAUCAACAUCAUUGCUCUCUAGUUACUAGACACUAGAUUCUAGAUCCGCGUCGACAAUAACUUCUAGCUCAAGUGCGGUUGCCAUUCGUGGCGGUGACGAUUCUCGAUGCCCGGUGUGCAGAUGCAGCCCGCCGCCACAACAACGGUCGCGCAGCUGUCGAGACAGGCCGCAAAGAUCGCUUCCUCCCCAGCACCGCUCAAACCCAUUCUGAAAUCUUCGCAAUCAUUGAAGAGGAAGGCUUCCGACGAUGAUAGCCUACACAGCGACGGCACUAUGGAUGGUUCUCAGAGCCCCCGCAAGCGACAAAGAGUCGAGUUCAACAUGAAUCUAGAAAUCCACGAGGUUGGUACAAGAUCCGUCGACGAGGUCAAGAAAGAGAUCCAGGACGCCCUCGACGGUCACACUCGAGGAGAUGACGAGGAAUAUGAUAUACUAAAGCAGACCUUGUCUGGGAAGUACCGAUUCUACGACGACGAUGACGAAGACGAGGACCCUGAUCCGACUCUACCUGAGAAGCGCCGCCAGGAACUCAAGGUUUACAUGGUGGCUCUGGCUAGCUUUGUACCGCAUCUGGGCAGGUCUGCCAACGGUCUUGUGAAAGAGGUUCUGAAGUGUCAGUGGCUUGGUCGCGAUGACCAGUUCGUCAGAGUCUACACCCAGUUCCUAGGCGCUCUGAUCAGUGCUCAAGGAUCAUACCUGGAACAGGUAUUGCUGUCAUUAGUAGACAAGUUCGCCGAGUCGCGACCCUCCUCAUGGGCAGUGCCUGGCUUCCCUCCUGUCACCAAGGAGCGUAUGCAAGUUCGCCUCCACACAGCCCUUCAAUACCUGCUCCGUGUUUUCCCCGCAGCUCAUUCCGUCCUUGGCCGCAUAAUCGACAAGAAAUAUCCCUUUGACGAAGAGUCUUCACGAAUCCACCUGGCAUACGUCGACAACCUCCUUCAAUUACGUAGUUAUGCUGUACCUCUCAAGACUGUCAUUAUGGACCUGAUUAUCAGCCAUCUGGUACAGAUUGAUGCACACAUGCAGACGGACCUGGAUGAUCUGGACGACAAUCUCACCGCCAUGGUUGCCCUUGCCCUCAAAUCAUCACAGGCAACAGCUGAGCUCCAAGGCGACCAAGAGUUGGACGACAGUGACGCAGAGUCCGUUGCGAGCGACGACGACGAAGAGGAUGAGUACACCAAGGUCAAGGCUGUGAAAGAGAGUAUAGAGAAGAUGGAUUUCACAAUGAAUACCCUCUUCCGGUUGAAUGCUCCACAAUACGCCGAUCCCGAUUCAGACGAAGCCAUCGAGGCAUUUGGAGACCUGUUGGCCGAGUUCUCAAACAUCAUCCUCCCAACAUACAAGUCCCGACACACGCAAUUCCUCAUUUUCCACAUUGCCCAAAAGUCGGAACGGCUCAUGGAUGCCUUUUGCGGCACCUGCAUCAACAUUGCUUUCGAAUCACAACGGCCUCUUGUUCUCCGGCAAGCUGCAUGUGCCUACCUGGCUAGCUUUGUAGCUCGUGGCGCCCAUGUGCCAGGCCAUAUUGUUCGUACUAUAUUUGAAGUGCUUGGGUACCAUCUCGACCAGAUGCGAACAUUGUACGAGGCAUCUUGUCGUGGCCCCGACGUCCGUCGAUAUGCAGCUUUCUACUCUUUGACCCAGGCAUUGAUGUACAUCUUCUGCUUCAGAUGGCGCGACCUGGUGGCUUCCGUCCCGGAAGAUGUCGAUCGGGAUGACCCUUCAUCGUAUCUGGACCAGGAUAUUGAAUGGGAAGCUGACGUCAAGGACAUCCUUCGACGAAACAUUUACUCGAGGUUGAAUCCCUUGAAAGUCUGCUCGCCGGGCAUCGUAGACCAGUUCGCCUUGCUCGCCCAUCGUUUCAGAUUCAUGUAUGUGUACCCACUGAUCGAGGCGAACAAGCGUCUGCGGCUGUCACAGUUCGUCUCCACAGCCUACGCAAAUGGCGGGGCCUUGCGGGAGUCAGGUCUGGACCUCAGUGACGAAAGCUGGCAGCGACUGGACUCCUUUUUCCCAUUCGACCCUUACCAGCUACCAACGAGCAAACGCUGGGUGGAUCCUGACUAUCUACCGUGGCAAGACAUUCCCGGUCUCAACCCGGACGACUCAGACGAGAGUGACGAAGAGGAGGAAGUUCACGAUGAAGACGUCGAAGAGGAUACUGCAACAGAUGAUGAGACUGGCGCAGACAAUUGAAUUUGCAUCUGAACAGACAACAAAAUCAACCGUUGCAAGAACACGGGCGAAUAUCUACGUCGAUGUUCGAGAAUUGGCAUUUUACAGGCGUUCAGGCAAACCAAAAGGGUAUGAGGAUACGAAGAAUUCAAUGUGUUGCAAUUCAAGCUCGGCAUAAGGCGUUCUGGUACUGGUAUGGAGCAUCUAGUGGCGUCUGGCACAGAUAGUCGGAUAUCGUCUGCAUUCAUAUAGAUAUAUUCCUGGGGACUAUAGCUAUGUAUAUAAUCCAUGACUUCUACAACAUGCCGUCGUUCAGCUUUGCAGUCGCGAGCAACGGUAUAUUGGGAAUGCCUACUGUAUGGCAGGUAUGUAUAAUGUGUUACACCAGCGCCAAGACUAUUUCUUUCCUCAGGAAGCAUUGUUUCGGAGUAUCCGUAUCCUGGGAAAGAAGCUAUGAGGUAAAGAAGCCGAUCCACUAAGUUACGGACCCGCCACUGCGGUAAGCACCCGCGU